CAUCUUCCUCCUUUCCUCCGUCCCUCCUCGUUAAGUAAAGGAAAACAAGAGAGAAGGGAGAAGAAUCAGCAGAGAUGUACGGAUACGCAAGCGUUAGCAACAAGGAUGGGGCAAAGGAGAUUGAUUUGGAGGCAGGGAAUGGAGAGACUUUGUACCCGGGUUUGAGUCUCGGAGAGAACCAAUUACGAUGGGGUUUGAUUCGCAAAGUUUAUGGAAUCUUGGCUGCUCAGCUCGUACUCACCACCAUCGUCUCUGCUGUUACGAUUCUCUAUACUCCUAUGACUGAUCUCCUCAAGGGAAGUUUCGGGUUCGUUUUGUUUCUAUCAAUUGCCCCCUUUAUUUUGUUGUGGCCCUUGCAUGUGUAUCACCAGAAACACCCUGUGAAUCUAAUUAUUCUUGGCCUCUUCACCGUUUCGCUUAGCCUCUUGGUUGGAGCAAGCUGCGCUAAUAUAGAAGGUAAAAUUGUGCUUGAGGCAUUAAUUCUGACCUCCGCUGUGGUUUGCUCUCUAACUGCAUACACUUUCUGGGCUGCUAAGAAGGGCAAGGACUUUAGCUUCCUGGGACCAAUUCUCUUCACUUCCCUCAUUAUCCUCAUCCUGACUAGUUUUAUCCAGGUGUUCUUCCCACUUGGCUCAACGUCCACUGCAGUUUAUGGUGGAAUUAGCGCUUUGAUUUUCUGUGGAUACAUUGUUUAUGACACUGACCACCUGAUCAAGCGCUUCUCUUAUGAUGAGUAUAUUUUGGCCUCCGUUGCUCUCUACUUGGACAUUUUGAACCUGUUUCUUUCCAUUCUGCGGGUGCUGAGUCAGAGAAACAGUUAGUUGUACAGCAUACUCUCUUCAGCCAGGGUUAGCAUGCAAUUAUAUAUUUGAUAAUAACUGAUAUUCACUGUGAAAUUGCGGAUUUUAUAUGUUAUUAAUGUACUCUGCUAGUGCCUAAGUGGGCAGUUGCUCUUUGCAGAGUCCUUGGUGUUCUAUUUUCCUAAUCAACUGUAGUAAAAAUAUUAUUCUAUGUGAAUUGUUUCCACUCUA
Populus euphratica (Euphrates poplar) is the source of this 1031-nucleotide messenger RNA. RefSeq names its product BI1-like protein. Bases 75 to 821 code for a protein of 248 amino acids. Gene Ontology annotation, cellular component: membrane. The transcript has 4 exons. The record is from RefSeq and is a predicted model, not a curated record. Lineage: Eukaryota; Viridiplantae; Streptophyta; Magnoliopsida; Malpighiales; Salicaceae.